ACGAAACUCAUUCCCGGGUUUCCGUCGUCAUCGCCCCGGCCCAUCGCUCCGGGCAUCAACCCCCGAGGACCCGGCGGCAUUCCUGUGCCGCCCUGACGUAGCAUUGCCCGCCCGCCGUGCUGGGGAACCCGGCGCUGUAGACACACUGAAGACUGCCGUCCAAGCCGAAGCAGAUGCAACUCUUUGCAUUGACCUGGCCAAUGGAAUGCACUUCGAUUGGCUUCUUUUUUCCUUCCGCUAUUCCCGCAGAGCCGCAUGCCUCUAUUUUCUCCUUCUUGACCGCAUGUUGGCGCGAUGGGAUGGCGAUGCUGCGAUAACUCGGCAUUCGGACAAUGGGAUGGCGUAGUCGUCUACAGCUUCGCGUGACCACCACUAUGAUCUGCAGCCGCCAGCCCGACUUUUUGAAUAGAAAAAGAAAGAAACUAGGCUUUCUGUUACGCCUUACAUUCUUUCAUCUAUGAAUUCCCGACCUGCCGUUUGACUGCGACGACCCGGAUUCUCCGCACAUCGGCGCAUUGGGUGAUUCAGUCACAUCAUUGCUCUCCACCUUUUCGUGUUGGCGGUCUCCAGAAGAGGAAAAAAGAAAAAAAACUCGCUGUGGCACGCGCUAGAACUGGCGCUGGAAAACGAAGCACUCGGCGCCACAUGACAAGUGCGGCGGGAAGCUUUUUUUUUUCUCUAGUGUUUAAAAACCACUCCAUUUAUUUGUUCUUCAUUCUUACUUUUCAAAGAUUGUUCUUUUGGGCAUUGUUUCACCAAGUAUUUCUUUCUCAGGCCCAAAAUACAAUGGCAGACUCGACUAAUAUGCAGGUGUGUGCUGCUGCUGCUACGGCUACGCCCGCAUGUGAAAUCACACCCUGCCAGCAGCAACUCCAACAACAGCAACAUCACGACCAACGACCAGUGUCCCAAUCAUCCAUUGUCGACGACUCGUCCACCGUAGCGGCUCUGUCGCAGCGGCCGUGUAAGAAUAAGCGAGGAUGGCGCAAGAUUGUUCGCAACUUUACGCCUUCUUGGUUCUCCGUCAUCAUGGGCACUGGCAUCGUCUCCAUUCUCCUACACAACCUCCCCUAUAAUGCCAACUGGAUCCAAUACAUCUCCUACAUCUUCUUUGCACUCAAUGUGCUCUUGUUUACGGCCUUUACACUCAUCUCUGUGGCAAGAUACGCCCUGUUCCCUGAGAUUUGGGGCGCCAUGAUUUCCCAUCCAGCUCAGUCUCUAUUUCUCGGCUGCUUCCCAAUGGGAUUUGCUACCAUCAUCAACAUGAUGAUCUUUUGCUUGCGGCCAUGGGGCACUUGGGUCGUUCAUCUCGCUUGGGCCUUUUGGUGGAUUGAUACAUUCCUCUCCAUGGCCACAUGCAUCUCUAUGCCCUUUAUCGUAAUGCACCGCCACAAACCCGGCCUGAAGAAUACAACAGCCGCCCUUCUGCUGCCCAUUGUCCCCGUGGUCGUCGCGGCUGCGACUGGCGGUAUCGUUGCCGAAGUUCUGCCUAACCCGGACCAUGCCUUUACCACUCUCAUCAUCUCUUACAUCCUUUGGGGAAUCGGCCAGACGCUUUCCGCCUGUGUUUUGGCCUUGUACUUCCACCGCCUAACAGUCCACUCGCUCCCCCCCCGCGAGGUCAUCGUCUCCGUCUUCUUGCCUGUUGGAUUUCUAGGUCAGGGAGGAUUUGGCAUUCAGCAGUUGGGCAAGGUUGCCGUUCAGCGCUUACAUGAAAGCCAAAUGUUCAAUGUCGCCGGUGUAGACGCUACACGUGGCGCCGAGAUCCUCUACGUUGUCGGAGUCUUCCUCGCCCUCCUCAUGUGGGGAUUUGCCCUCGUCUGGGUGUCCUUUGCCCUCAUCAGUCUGGCUACUACGCAAAACUUCCCAUUUAACAUGGGGUGGUGGGGAUUUACCUUCCCUCUUGGUGUCUGGGGCACAUGUACAGGCGGGCUGGCAGCAAAUGUCAACAGUGACUUUUUCAAGGUUGCUACCAUGAUAAUCUCCUUGUCGGUUGUAGCUCUCUGGAUCAUGGUUGCAACGAGAACGACUUACAUGGUCAUUACCGGCGACAUGUUUGUUGCACCAUGUCUAAAGGAGCUGAAGGAGAAGCCAGUCACCGUGAAAGACGACACUAAGAUUGUCUAAAUCACCGUACAGAACUUUUAUACUUUCUUAUCAACUAAGUGAUGGCGUUCUGGUACAUUUUGUUUGGAGCAAGUAUACGGGAAGUCCCUGGAUUUUGGCAUAUAUAAUUGAAAGCAUGGCCAACAUACGUCUACUUUUGCUUUUGGCCGAUUGCCGUAUUUGGCAAAUGAUAAAUCAAAUCUAAUAACGCCUCGGAAUAUGCUAGAUACUGUUCAUUCUUCUGCUAGAGCCAUCUUGCAUAGGCCCAUCGAAUUCUCUCAAGCGCCUUGGCCUGCGUGGGGAUGCCUUUGAUAUUCGCCAGGUCAUCCAAAUCUUCCAGAAACUCCUUUCUAAUAUCGCGAGGCAUGAGCCUCGUCACCAUACUUCGUAGUACGUGAACCUCACACAGAAGCAGACCGUGAUCCUUGUAUGAGAGCACGUUAUUCUGUGUUGGCUGCGCCUCUGACAAAAUGCGAUCAAUGUUUCGAAGUGUUCGAACGACCCGACUUGCCUGGAGGCUCUGGCGGCGACCACUGCGGCCGCCAAACACGCCUCGCAGAUACUGGACGCUUCCAAUAGAGACUAGCACACCCGGCGUGAGGCCGACGAAGCCAAACACAAGCUCCUGGCUCUUAAGAAGCGAGUCAAUACCAGUCAUAGCAACCUCCAAGUCAACCUUUGUCUUUUGAACUUGAAUGAGCAGCGAUCGGACAAGGUCACCUCGAAGCGCACCCAUGAAUGGGCUCUUUAGGUCUUUUUCAUAGGCUCGUAAGACAGGUGUGACAUCACCUUCGGCCACCUUUCGUCGGAUUUCAUCAAUGUGAGACUCAGUCAAGCUUGAUGCUGCACCUGCAAAGUGAGGCUUAUCAACAGCAAACUCAACCACCAUUCUCUCCAAACUCUCACGGUCCGCCUUUAGGCUGUCGCGGCUCAUGAUUGCAAUCUCGCUCGUUUCGUCGUGUCGAAUCGUUUUGAUAACUUUCUGAGUGGGCUCAACGAUCCAGUUGAACCAAAAAUCGCGGAUUGUACUUCCCAAAUCAGUUACCCAUUCGAUGAUUUCCGCGCGUCGAUUUGUGAGCACUCGGAGGACUGUCGUUGAGGACACCAAACCUAUCAAAGCUGGUAACCACCAUCGAACAAGCGUGCUAGGUCGUCCGUUGUUUGUGGCUAGAGCCUGCAUUGAUAUCAUGUGCUGGGGUAGGCUCUUGUCGAUGAUGCGGAGUAGGCGUCGCGCCAAAACUGCAGGCCGCUCUGGCGUGGCAGACUCUUCCAAAUGAAUGGAGAGUUCAGGGUCCUCUUCGACACCAGCAAAAACCUUGUCCUCAAAGUCGCCCAGUGGAGUGUCCAGGGAACAGACCUCCUUCAGUACCAUAUCAAUUAGAGCAACACUGCGCUCAACGAUUCCUUUCAAGUCAGGCGAGUGCAGCUGGGCGGAUUUGGGUUCGUCCUCAUGGUCAAACUGGAGUCCUUCGUCCAUCAGCACACCAAGACCACUUGCAGUAAUCUCGCGGAGCCUUUGCAGUGAUGCCUGCUUCUUUCUGGCCACGGACCGGCACAGUGCAAGAGGCGACAACACUUUACGCUGGACAUUAGCCAGAGAUCGUUCAGUGAUGCUCUCACGGACAAUGUUAUAAAACUGGCUCCAUUGCUGGGUCAUACCAGAGCUUGUAGAUUCAACAAAGUCGCCCGGAACUUGUCUCAUUGAAAGAGAUCGCAUGCGAGCCUUGCUUGUCGAGUAUACAUCCAAUGUCCAAGCCCAUAGUCGCAGCGGCGAUGUUUGAACUGUAUAGACACUACUGUAUGUGUACGAGUUGAGGAUCUCAGACCAGUACCAUAUAUCAUCGCUUAAAGGUAUAAUGCGGUCGAGGAGGGUGUUGAGGACUGAUCCGUAUAUAUGUACCGUAGCUUUGCUAACCAAAAGCCAUUCGAUUUCUUCUUCGUAAGGUGUUUUGCUCUCCACAUCAUUGUCGGUGCCCUUUGUCGUUGCUAUAUCGAUUGAAGCUAUUCCCGAUUGAAGCAAAAGAGACUUGACACGGUCUACCGGCAAUAACGGCUCAGAAGUCGAUGUGGUGCUAAGGGCUCGGACAAGCGGGAGCAGUUCGUUCAGCUUGGGCGUUGCCAGAGAAUCGGCCGUAAUCAGGUCAUGAUGACCAUGCUCGGAAGCUCCA
Molecule: messenger RNA, 4274 nt
Organism: [Torrubiella] hemipterigena
Lineage: Eukaryota; Fungi; Ascomycota; Sordariomycetes; Hypocreales; Clavicipitaceae
Source: the annotation of a GenBank genome assembly